AUGCAACACGACUUCUCUCACAGCGAUAGUCUGACUGUUGCAUGUGAUCCUCACUGUGAUCGAAAAGGGAACCCAGCAGCAUGUGAUAAACUAUACACUGAUGAUGUGCAGAUCACACGAGCAGGAAAUAUACGACAGGGUACCGGUACAUGUACUGCUGUUGACGUGUGUAGUGGCUGUAACGAUGGCUUCUAUGGAGGAGAUAAAUACUGUUACAUGUGUGGAAAGAUUGAUAACUGCUUGCAUAGAAGGUGUACUGAUAACAACCAAAAUCUGCUUUGUGUCUGGUGUGAUGGAGAGAUAGCAGAACGUCCAUACUGGAAAGCAUAUACUGGAGAGGUAGAUAGCAGAAAAUCUUGUCAAAAGUCCUGUUCCUGGAGAACAGAUAGUACCAGGUGUUACCCAGGGACAUGUGUAGAUGGAUUAGCUGCUCAUUGCCAGUGUGCAGACAAUUUCUCUGGUACACAUUGUGAAAAUAAUGGACAUCCAAUUGUCUGGAGCAACUUUAUCAUGUUUAGUUUGGUUGAGGCUGUAAUGUCAGCUAAAUAUUUACAGCCAAAUGUUGGACUUGAUGGAGACCAUUAUGUCAGGGAUUUUAAAGUUGGUUUAGUAGAGAUGAAGACAUCAUUGGCUUUAUAUAGAGGGGGUUCAUUAAUCGACACUAGGAAACAGUUUUGUCAACCACUGAGUAAAUAUGAUCCAAUUGAUAAACUGAUGUUUAUAUACACUGUAUCUGCAACAAAUGGAGGGUUUGUUAAGGUACAAGAUCGUGAUGCACAUUUCAACAGAAAUGUAGAUGUCAUAAACCAAUACUUUUAUCAAGGACAGACAACCACUAGAGAUUUUGAGUACCAUUGGGACCUAGAACUACCAUAUCACUGCUCUGUGGCGUCGGGAACAGCUUGUCCUCCCUUUGUUUCUGUACAGUCAGAUAUAACAAAUAAUCCAGUUAUAACAUUUUGCUGGGGCGGAUGGUCUGAUAAAAUGUCAGGGAUAUCACAUUUCCAAUAUCAGCUGUUUGACUUGGUUCACAAUGGAGCUGGGUUGAUGGAUGGUGCUAGUAGUAAAGGGAGUGGUACUUUACCUAAUGGUACAACUUCUGCUACAGUUACACUCACAGAACCAGGAGUGUAUACCAUCCAUCUUUCAGCUUUUGAUAAAGCAGGGAAUUCCAAAACUGGUCGAGGAAUUUUUUUCUUUGAUGAUGAAUCAGUUGUUUCGUUAUAUGGUGAUGAUAUGAAAUGUAUUGUUGAUUUCCAAAUAGCUUAUGAAGUUCAUGACCCUACAUUAAAAAAGUCUCAGAUGUUUACAUCCCUUCCUGCUAAUCAGUUGAAGGACCAGUCAGUCAGUCUAUCAGUAGACUGGGGGGAUGGGGAUAGGUUAAAUGUAACAGUUCAAGCUUUUGAUGUCCUUAGAGAAUCCAAUAUGGAAUCUUUGUUGGUGUACAGAGAUGUCAGUCCUCCAAUUAUAGAAAAUUUAUGGUUGACCAAAGGUGACUGGGUUAAUAUAAGUGUUCAUAGUGUUGAAGAUUUUUCUGAAAUGACGAUGGAGUGGAACGCAUAUGAUGAUCACAGUGGAUUAGAUACUGUUUACUGGAAAUUGUAUGAUAACUAUGGGACUUUUGUAGAACACGGCCAUGAAGAUAUCGCAGCACAAGGACAUACUGAUGACCUACAAGAAUGUCAAACCAAAUAUUUAAGUAAUCCAAGAGGACCUAACUGUUAUUGUACACCCUUUAUGGGAUGUUUUCAUCGCCACUUCCAAGUGAAACCAGAAAUCAAAGUAUAUGGUGGAUUGACAGCCGGUCAUUACAGAGGAAAACAUGACUCAGAUUACUACAUUGAGAUUGCAGUGAAAAAUAAAGCUCUUGUGCAAACAGUCUUAACAAAAAAGAUAACUAUUGAUACAAGUCCGCCUCAUCCAGGUGUGGUCCAUGAUGGAUUAGCUGGAAACCCAGAAAUAGACUACCAACAAGGAAUGGACCUUAAUGCCUACUGGGACCAGUUCUUUGACAAAGAGAGUGGGGUGUUUUUCUACCAGUAUUUAGUUGAUACAAGCUGUGCUGAUAAAAGUGCAUUCAGUCUUGAUAUAAAUAAUACAAAUAUUGUGGAGACAUACAACACCUUUGGUAGCCACACAGUCAGUGGAGAUGGAACCUAUUAUUUCACUGUUGUGGCCUAUAACAGGGCCCUAGACCCUUCAGAACCAGUGUGUUCAGACGGUGUAACUAUAGACAGUUCUGUUCCAGGAGUUAAGGAGGUGGUUGUUAAAGAUGCAGUGAUUACUGGUGGAUUAGUGACAGAUGUCAAUCAGACUAGUUACUAUAUCCUCGGAUCAGAUCGUAUCCGGAGAUUGAUCCCAAAUCCCACUGUUGACUGUGUGAGUAAAGCUACAACCUUGAGUGACAUUGACCUUUACCCUCUACAGAGAUUUGCUAAAAAUGGCAGCUUGAUAGAAGUAGAUGGCAAUAUAUUUUGCAGUAAUUCAUCAAGUGCAUCCAGCCGUAUUGGUCUAAGUUUGCGUAAAGCUUCAUUGAUGGAGAUGUCAUGGGAACCAUUAGAUAUACCAGCCAAAAUAUUUGAUUAUGAAGUUGGAUUCUCUUUGACAGAAGGAAGUUCGGCGCCUGAUAUCAUGGCGUUUGAGUCGACAAAACAACAUGCACAUGUCAGGGUGACCCAUGCCAAUAUACCGGAUGCCACUGAGAUCUACAUCAUUAUAAAAACUAUCAGUAAAUCUAAUGUAGAAGGACUAACUACACUGGGACCAUGUUUUAUGGAUACAACUCCACCAGAUUUUACUGGUUCUAUAUCUGUAUCCCUGUCUGGAGAAUAUCUGGUAGCCUCCUGGACAUCAAAUGCUUUUUCAGAUAGUGAAGAAUUGUUUGAUAUGGAUUACCAGUUUGCUUUAGGUCACACACCAUAUGGAACAGAGAUACAAAGCUUUAAACCUGUACAGGGCAGUACAACAUGUGUGUUGACCUUAUCCCCAACUUGUACAGCUGUUAAUAUAACGGAUCUUGAAUGGAAUAUUCAUGGACAUCAUACAUACUAUAUAUCCAUUAAAGUGACCAAUUCAGCUGGACUGGUCAAUAUUCAGACAUCCACUCCAUACAUUCAUGAUGUCAUGUUACCUGCAGAGGGAGUUAUCCUUGAUAUUGACACUGAGGACACGGAAGAUACAGAUUUCCAGAAAGUCACAAGCAGUAUGGCUGCCCGUUGGUCAGGAUUUGCACAUCCUCAUUUAGAUGUUACCUAUAGUUUAAGUAUUGGUACUACAAUGGGAGGAAGUAAUGUUGUGUCUAUGAAGGCUGUGGGUACCAGUCUAGCUCAUCAGGAAACAGGAUUAUCUCUGACACCUUAUCAGACAUAUUAUUUUACUGUGACUGCUGAAAGUUCUGCAGGUAACACAGCUGUAUCUUCUGAUGGUAUUACCAUAGUAACAGAAGGUGAUAUUCUGCCCGGAGUUGUAAUCAGUGAUGGAGACCCCUGUAAUAUGACGGAUCUAUUUGUGGACCAUCAUGAAGAGGACAACAGAAUAAACUGUGAAGAGGAACCUGAUUUCCAGUUGUCACUGAAUUCACUCAAGGCAUACUGGGCAGUACCAAACAAUAUAAAACCUUAUACAACGGAUGCCUUUAUUGCUGUGGAACAAAGAUCAACUGUUGGAAUUUUUGACAUCAGCAUAGAUGAUUUGGUACUCAGUCCAGGUAUGAAGUAUCGUAUAGCACUGACAUUGUGUGCCAGGACGUUCUGUUUCUCUCCAGUCAGUACAAAUGGUGUCAUGGUAAUGGCUAAUCCUCCGGUUACAGGGGACAUAACUGUGGAACAUCUAAACACCACAGUAACUGGUGGGGUUGAGAAGUUGAUAGUAUCUUUUGAUAAGUUUUAUGAUCCUGAUAUUGAAAACAUAACAGAGAAAUACAGCGCCAUCUGGAAAUAUGAAUAUGCAGUGACAGACAACUCUGACAAAGGGAAGACAUAUAUCACAUGGACUAACUUAAACACAUUUUCAACAAAUGGAAAUAGGAUCAAUUUUGAAAUGGUAUUAACAGGAGAGAUGGACUUCUCUCGUUGUAAAAGGUUUUCUAUCAGAGGAUACGACCAAGUUAGACUAAACUCCAUUGUAUCAACAGAUAUCAAAAAUUGUCAAGCAUUUAAUCCAAUCCUUAUCAACCCGAACAUUGUGAUAGAUGCUGUGGGAGCUCCCAGUGCAAAUGAUGGAGUAGGCAUUCCAAUUUAUUUGGAAGAGAAUGAUAGAUGGAAGCUAACAGACGAGGAUUAUACACCAUACAAAAAUCUUAUCUCAGCAGUGUGGCCCACUCUCCGUCACGGAGAGAAUGUCAAUUACAAAUAUGCCAUUAUAGAUGCCAGGAAUGUUGAUGUUACAACGUACUACAAACAAGUUGGUCAGCUGAAAUUGGUAGAUCCAUGUAUCCCUGACGCUAUCAGAUGUGGGGAAACUCAGUUUGUUAAUAUCAUCAAUAAUUUCAUUAUAGAUAGAGAAUUUAUGAAUGAAGAGUUCACACACAACGAACUGGUCCAUGGUACAAGAUACACAGUGUGUAUACAUGCUGAUCAGACUGCUUUAGUGAAUGAAGAAUGGAUACAACAAUUACCAGCUGUCAGUGCAUGUAGUGAUGGAAUAAUCGUAGAUUUAACUCCUCCUACCGCUGGAAGAUUGUGGAUUGGUCAUAAUCUAAAUACAGUCUAUCAGACAUCUGACUCAGACAUGUAUGUAAACUGGGACAAUUUCCAAGAUGUGGAAGAAUUUAACAAUGGACCACACCCAUCUGGAAUUAAAGAAUACGUACUAGGAAUUGGUUCAUCUAGUGGGGGUAAUGAUGUAGUUGCUUUUGAGAAUGUUGGAAUGCUACAACAUAAAUCCUUACAUCAACUGAAUUUGCAGAAUGGUUACAAGUAUUAUGCUACUCUGAAAGCUAUUGAUUUUGCUAACAGAGAAACAGAGGUUGUUUCUGAGCCAGUCAUCAUAGAUACAACUCCACCUGUAACUAGUAAUAAACCGAUAAUUAUAACCAACAGGCAUAUUACAUCCACAACAGAAAUAGAUCCAUGUUGGAAGGAUGUUUUCCUUGACCUAGAGUCUGGUAUAGAUUUUUACCUGUGGUCAGUUGGUUCAGAGUCUGGAUAUACAGAUAUGAUGUCCUAUUUGAAAGUUGUUGAUGAAGAAUGUGGAAUGACAGAUAAAAAUAAUCCUUUGGAUCUCCAGGAUGGCCAUUUUUAUUAUAUUAACGUCAGGGCAUUUAACAAGGCAGGAUUAUCAACAUUAGCUACAUCCUGGGCUUUCCAAGUGGACACAACGCCACCUACAGCUGGUCAUGUGUAUGAUGGAGAUAAAAGUCAGCUGACUGGAAGUGUUAAGGACAUUGACUACCAGACAGAGACCAAAGUGCUACAUGCCUGUUGGGAAGGUUUCCAUGAGUCUCACUCCACCAUUAAAGAUUACUUUGUUUCUAUAGGAACCUGUCCACAAUGUGAAGAUAUUUUACAGGAACAGGCUGUAGGAAUUACUUAUGAAUUUACAUUAGAGAAUAUCCACCUUGGUACAGGGCUGAGAUAUUAUACCACAGUGACGGCAUGUAACACGGCAGAAAUGUGUACCACCGUGACAUCAGACGGUGUGAUUAUAGACAACAGUGCCCCUGUAGCUGGAAUAGUUCAGGAUGGAACUGGUUUCCUCGACACAGAAUACCAGUCUAUGUCGACCUAUAUAUCAGCUAAGUGGUAUGGGUUCGAUGAUCCUCAGUCUGGUCUCGUGAAGUAUGUAUGGAUGGCAGGAACCAUUAAAGGAGGCACUGAUAUUAUACCAGAAACAAAACUUCAUCUGACGGAGACUGCUGCUAUAUAUAAUAUAUCUCUUGGACUACCGUUAAACCAGAGAAUCUUUGUUACUGUCAGAGCUUACAAUAAAGUUGGUUUAUGGUCGGAAUCCACAUCCAAUGGUUUUCUAGUCGACACAUCAGCUCCUGUUAUUAAAACAACACCUACAUUCUCUGCUGACUUUGGAAUUAAAGGAUUGACACAGAUUUAUAGAACAUCUAUGAAGGUUGAAUGGGCUGUUGAUGAUGACGAGUCGUUUAUAAAAAGACAGUAUCUCUCUAUCAAAUCUCAUAUUGGAGGAGAAUUCAUGUUGUCUUCUCUAUCAGUCAAUGGUAUAGCCAGGUCCUAUGUUUUUUCUGGACUAGAUUUACAUGAUGGAGUCACCUAUUAUGUGACGUUAAUUUCCUGUAACAGUGCUGAGAUUUGUAUAACUUCUACAUCUCAGGGCAUGUUUGUAGACAGUACCCCACCGUCUAGAGGUAUGUUUGCCAUUACAACUGAUCAUGCUGCCGAUCUUGAACUCCUGAGACAUGCUGAAGGAUGGAUGAUCUGGUCACAGAGAGCUAUAAAUCUGGCCUGGUUAGGCUUCAGUGACCUACAUUCUGAUAUAGACUAUUAUAAAGUUUCUGUUGGGUCUACUUAUAUGGGCCAGGAUUUAAAUGAGGAUACAGAUGCCAAAUAUUACCAUACAAAAACCAAUACAGAUCAUGGUAAUGAAGGAAAAGUUCAACUGUUUAAAGUGGAAACCAAAACUUUGACCAACUAUGAUACACUGUAUAUAUCUGUGUGGGCUGUCAACGGGGUAGGGAUGAGAAGUAAACUUAUCCACUCAGCUUUUACAAAAGUACCCGGAGGACCUUUAGACCUAAUCAGAAGAUGUGAUGCCAUGUCAUGCGAUGGACAUUGUGUAUGUGCUCCGCAAGAUCAAAAAUGUCCUUUAAAUCCAAACUUGAUAAGUUGUAAUGAUGUGUCGGACAAUAAUAACAACAAUCUUCUACUGGUUAAAGAUAGUAAUAGCUAUUCUAGUAGUGAUCAAGCUGUAACAGCAUCUGAUAACAUAUUACGUGGAAUGUGGCUUGUGUCCCAAGUACAAGGCAUGAAACCUUUAUGGUAUGAAUGGAGUGUUGGUUACACUUUGUUUGAUUUCCCAUCUGGUAUAUAUGAUCCUGUGGAAGAAAAGGUUUGGCAAGAUGGCGGUCAGCUUAAGGACUGUGUUUUUUCUACUAAACCUGGUGAUAAAUUGGAGAAUACUUUGACUUACUCUGUGUUUGUGAGAAUAUGGUACUCAGCAGAUAAGUAUGCUGUUUUUAAAUCGAAUGGAAUAGUUGUAAUGGGACAAGCUCCUGUGUUAGCUUCUGUUAGAGGAAAAGCUGUUAUAGAAAAAAUAAGAGGAACUACUGUCAAGGACACAGACUUCAUGCAGAUAGGCAGACCUAUAACCUUUGACUGGAACAGUAAAUUCCUGGAGUAUGAUAAAACUAUAGAGAAAUACAGUAUUUAUCUAAGUACUUUCCCAGGAGGACACGAUAUCCUUAGAGUAGCACAUGACAUUCCCGGAACAGACCAACAGUUUAACAUGACGGGUCUACAACUAACACCUGGUGUAGUCCAUUACACAAACGUUAUAGCCUAUAAUUAUGCUGGAGCCCACACAACAGCAACAUCAGAUGGUUUUGUUGUUGACUAUACACUACCUAAGUCAGGAAUUGUUUAUGAUGGACUAGGAAGUACAGAUUUAGAGUAUAUGAAUUCCUCUGAUUCUGUGUCUGCACACUGGCAUGGAUUUACAGAUACAGAAUCUGGUUUAGCAACAAACUAUUGGUGCUUUGGAACAAGAACAUAUGUAAACAACAGGAAACGAGACAAGACAGAAUGUAGUGUACUGGGGUGGACAAAUGCUGGUUUACAUGUUUCUGCUUCUAGUAAUAUGUCUACUGAAAUACCCCAAGGAACAAGAUUAUAUGCAAAAGUCUAUUCUGUUGAUAACGCUGGGCUGAAGUCGGACAUUGUUGUAUCAGAUGGUGCCGUCAUUGACAAAACUCCUCCCGUUCCUGAAAAGUUCAUUCAUGUUAUUGAAAAUCUUGGCAACAAUACAUCAUUUGAAAACACAAGUGGAGAUGUUAUUAUGUUUGAAAAUGUUACUUCUAUUGAUAUUUGUAUGGUUUCUACUAGUUACCACCCAUUGUCAUGGAUACCAUCACCUUUUACGUGUAUGGCUGUGGUAUCUUCUGAUGUUAAUUUAGCCAAAGAUGGACGAUAUUUUUUGUUCAUUAGAGGAAAUGUGCACCAAGAAUUACCACAAGUUAUUGCUGGACAGCUUUACAGAGUUUCCUUCUUCAGUAGUCAUUUGUCAAUAACAGACUCAGUGGCUGCCAAUAAAGAAGGAUUUAUACAAUUUGGUGAUGGAGAAAGACUGGUGUUUUUAAUUUACACUAAAAGUUAUCGUAAAGAUGGACAUGGAAUUAGUUCAGACCGUGAGGAAAUUUCCUGGCAUACACACCAUUUCUAUUUCAGACCGACAGAGAAUGCUGUGAAUAUCACAAUAGGAAGUAUGGACAUGACUACAGGGAUAUUUGUAGAUGACCUUUCUGUACAGAAAGUGAACUUAACAACAGGUGCUACAAGUGGCCAUGUGCUUGGUCAUGUUGUUUAUUUGCAUAAAUGGAGUUCUAUCCAUGGGUCCUGGAGUUUCUCUGAUCCAGAUUCUCCUAUCAUUGAUUACACAUGGGCUAUAGGUUAUGCAGAGGGAGGUACACAGAUCCAACCAUUUAGAAGUGCUGGACUGAUGAACUUUGGCUAUAACAACAAUGUAACCCUGGUACAUAACACCUUUAUUUAUGUGACAGCUAUAGCCACUAAUGCUGCAGGAUUGAGGGGCAUAUCAUAUUCUGAUCCCAUACUGGUAGAUCUGACACCACCUGAUAUUAAAUAUAUUAAUGAUGGUAGAGGUAUGUUAAGUGCUGACGAGGAUUCCUGGACGUUUAAUCAAGUUGUUGCAAACUGGGAAGUAGAUGACUUGGAAUCUAGUAUUAAGUUCUGUAAAUGGGCAAUUGGUUACGCACCAGGUAAAACAGACUUGCUUGUUUACACUGAAAUAUCAGCUUCACCAGCCUCGAUGGAAUUUGAUUACAAUUUUUUAGAAGGGUAUACCAUCUACACCACCCUCAGCUGUGAGAACAAUGCCGGUCUUACUUACUCUUUAUCUACUGAUGGUGUUCAAAUCUCAAACACACCACCAUCCAUAUCCACAGUAGAAAUGGAAGUUCUUUCCCUGUCAUAUACAGAGUACAACCCUCGAGACUGGUACCUAGGUCUGACAGAUACAUUGAGAAUAAAAUGGUCUGGAUUUACAGAUAGCAUUGGUGUGGAAACAUACAAGGUAAAUUAUCCUGGACAGAAGUCAGAGUCUAUGUUUUUCCCAGCAAAACAGGAAGUAUUAUACACUCACUUCACAAAGAUGUCACUAAUAGAUGAUAAACACGAUGUGUCUUCACAAGCUAUGAAUAAACUUUUCCUUAGAUCAUUGUUUGUUACCACUUAUGUAACUGUUCAGACUGCAGUUCCCCUAGUAGAUAAUUCAAAGAGCCUUUAUUUUUCUUACCUUAACAAUGAAGUAGUUGUGUCGUGGGGAAACAUAUUCACCUCUGACCAUUCACUUUAUUAUGAGAUAUCGGCUGGAUCAUUCCAGAGUGGUGCCAACAUUAUACAGUGGCAGUUUACAAACCAGUCGAGUAUCACAUUUGGUAUACCAGCAACAGUUAAGGCAGAGACUGGUACAGCUAUCUAUGUUAAUGUUAGGGCCAUUUCUGUAGGAGGAUACUAUGCACAGAAAGCAGGAAGUUUUAAACUGCCAUAA
Mytilus californianus (California mussel) is the source of this 9693-nucleotide messenger RNA. RefSeq lists its product as uncharacterized. The transcript has 51 exons. The record is from RefSeq and is a predicted model, not a curated record. Bases 1 to 9693 code for a protein of 3230 amino acids. NCBI's taxonomy places the organism in Eukaryota, Metazoa, Mollusca, Bivalvia, Mytilida, Mytilidae.